AGGCUCGGCGUCGAGAUGGCACUCACGGUGACCAUCGCAGCCAGAGAUUACGGUCUCAAAAACGACGUGAAGGAGGCACUCACGGUGACCAGCGCGAACAGAGAGCGCCGUCUCAGGAACGACCUGAAGAGAGCACUGACGGUGACCAGCGCGACCAGAGAGCACGUUCUCAGGAACGGCCUGAAGAGGGCACUCGCACUCAAGAUGAUCAAAGGGAAAACAGACGACGGACAAGACAACGAGCUCGGAAGGACUCUGGAUUUCCGACAUGGACGUCUGGGCGACACUAUGAGGAGGACACACUCGCCCUCACCCACGCUUGCCUCAGUGUUGACGUUGCUGCUGGUGUUGGGCGCGGUGACUUGCUCUCCGGUACCCAGCGAUCUCCCUGCUCUCUCUGACAGCGCCCAUAUCGAAGUAACUCAUGAAGUCCGCCAUGUAACAUAUGAAGUUAGUGAAGAAGUCAGUGAAGCAACUGCGUCAUCACACAUCCCUUCUGAUGUACCACCUGAGGAGGAUCCUCCCAUUCCUACAGUGACCACUCCUCACACUGCCCUAGAAGAAGAACACCCACAAGAUGAUAACAUCUCCGAGAAAGGGCAGGAGUCUCAGGAGUCUGAGGGUGAAAUCUCACAGGAAGCCUCACCAGAACCAGAGGUCGCUGUUGGUGAGGAAACAAAAAGUGAGGAGAAGGAAACAGAGGUAACACAGGAAGGAACCGAAGUGACAGUUUCCGAGGACAAAGAAUCAGACAGUGAAAAUAUUAGUGAAAGUGAAGACUCAAGUGUAGAAAGUAGUGAAUUGGUACCUGAAAGUCAUGUGUUUUUGUCCAAUAAUAAUGAAAACAAACAAGAAGACAGUGAAAUAGUAGCAGAAGAAACUGAAGCAACUGUUUUAACACCAUCAGAAAACCCAGCAGAUGAAGUGCAUUCAGAGCAUGUCAGUGAAGAAAAUACAGAUUUAACUGAAUCUCAACCCACCGAACCAGUCGAACCGGAGCCAACUAGUCCAGUUGAAUCCGAACCCACAAUCCCAGUUGAAUCCGAACCCACAAUCCCAGUUGAAUCCGAACCCACAGUCCCAGUUGAAUCCGAACCCACAGUCCCAGUUGAAUCUGAACCUACAGAACCUGUUGAACCAGAACCCACAAGCCAUGUUGAAAGUGAAGCUAUAGACCCAGUUGAAACAGAGCAUAUAGACCCAGUUUGGGCUAAACUUUCAGAUCAUGCUGAACUUGAACCUAUAAGUCCAGCGGAAGGGGAACCAACAAGCCAGGAUGAAGCUGAAAGUCACAUCGAAGCUGAACUGACAAGCAAAAUUGUAGUGGAACCCACAGUUCCAUUGGUUGAUGAACAUACAAGCUCUGAUGAAGCAGAACACAUAAUUCCGGAAGGAGAUGAAACUGCAAGCCAGGUUGAAGAAGAGGCCCAGUUGGCUGGAGGCGACCUUACAGAUGGUGCAGAAAACGAUAAUUCCGACUUAAUUGUCAGUGAUGAAGAUCAUCAUGUUUCUGGUGGUGAAGUUUUUGAAGAAAUUCCAUCUCAGAAUUCACAAGAGGUAGCUGAUAGCUCAGAAUUCUUGGAAACUGAAAAAAGAACUGAUGAUAUUGAUUUACCAGUUCAUAAAGCUGCCCUGGAGGAGAGCUCCAAUGAGGCUUCAGAUGUUGCGGCCCCAGAAGGUGACACGGCACGAGAAUCUCGAGUGUACAUUGCGUAUGAAGAACCAUCUCAUCAUGAAGGCCCAAAGGAGGAGGAUUCCACUAUACCUGAACAGGAAGAAAGUCAUGAAGAAAAUGAAUCAAAGCCUGCCAACAGUGGCUUAGAAAGCUUGAGCAUGACUUCUCCCACUCCAGAAUCUCUUCCAGAUGAUGUUCUUGAUGUUGAUGACUUGGAGAAGGAAGAAGCUCUUUCUGAAGAAUACCCAGAAUAUCCUGAAGAAGCAGUUCUUCCCGAUAUUCCAGAAUUAGAUUCACAGGAAGAGAAUUCCACCCUGACAGCUGAUGCUGAAGAACCUGAUGUUGUCCCAGAUGUAGUCAUCAACCCUCCCAGUUCAAGUGUUGCCCCAGUGCCGGGCGAUGAGUUCACAGAAAGUUACAACGACCCUCUUGAAGAAUCUGGAAAUCUCCCAGAUUUUGAUGUAACUCAUGAGCAACUACCGUCUAAAACUUAUCCUCAUCCCGAAGAGACUCAGCUAAUCCCUGAAAAGACACAUGAAACAUACGUAAGUAUGCUUGAAGGGGAUUCAAGUGACCUAGCGGCAGGUGACCAUAUGCUGGAAGUUGAUUCUGGUUCUCCACGAGUGUUACCACCACAGCAGGAACAAAUCAGUGCAGCGGCCCCUUCAGCCCUUACACCAGGGUGCAUUGUAGCUAUUGUCUUUGGCGUUCUCAUCUCCUUAGUUGUCAUUCUUGGUGUAGGUGGGUUUAUGAUUUGGCAGCGCCGCACACAGAACCGUCCCAAAGUCCUGGGUAAUGACCAAGGCUAUGCAGGCUCUGAUUCCGGUGGCUACAUUGAUGACCAGGGUAAUGCAUCGCAGGGAUCCCAGGGACAGCAGAUUUUCAUACGCCUCAAGACCCUGAAGCCUUCACUGCCUGCUAGUGCAGCAGGGAUGCUGAAGUCUUUGCCCAACAUGCCCAAGAUAGCACCAAUGAAUAUGCCCAAUUUUAACCAGAUCAUCACUAAGCGGGAGUCCGGAGGAUCUAAUCAGCCUGGACAAUGAUUCCUUUUUGAACAGCCUUGAGUCUAUGACUAUCCAGAACUUGUGGACAGACAACAUACGGCAUACAAAGUUGUAGCCGAAGCCUUGUGGUUGGAAUGCAUUCUUUAUUGAUAAUAACAAAAGUUGCUGACUGAAAAAACUUGGAGCAAAGAAAGUGCAUGUGAUGGCUUUGGCUGUUACCUUAUCCAGGCAUAAUAAAGCUUAUGGUGCACACACACUCGUGACAAUUGCCACAAUGUCCUGAGAAGCAUAUGUUCAUUUGUAUUGUUCAGUGUCCUACCAGUAUUUCAGACAAAAUUAAAUUUGAUAAGUGUAACGCAAGUGGAAUAAAUGCCAACCAUGAAUUCCAGAUUUGAUAUUCUGACGCCUCCUUUUGACUUACUGAUUACUCAGCCGUUCUCUCUUAAUGAAAUGGUUUUUGUGUGUGAAUUGCCACAAGAAGUUUGAAAUUUGACAUUCCAAAUGUUAAGAUAGGCAGGUAAGACUAAUUACAGUAGUACAAUUAAAUACAAUUUCUUGACAUAGGUAAUGCAUAUAAGCAAACUAGACAAAUGUAUGCAAAGACAAAUAGCUACAUAAAAAUGAAGGUUUGAAGACGAAACUGUAUGCCAAGGGCAUAUAAGGAAAAGACAGUCUAGUGUUUAAAUGCUGUAAUGUUCAGUGGUUGAUUUUUCAUUGUCCAAGUUUUUCUGUAAAUCUGAACAAAUGUUAGCUCACAAAAGUAUUGCUUUCCUUGCCAACAGUCACUUCACAUUCCCUCUGUCUUCCAGGGGUUAAGAAUGGAUUUUCAAUAAUGGUGUACUAUUGUAGAUGUAAAUGAUGGUUUGUGUUAAUUAGAAGUCUGUUUUCUUGAGUACCCUAUAUAGGAUCAUUAAUAUAAAGAACUGAGAAAUUUAUUAGUAAACAACUAAUAUAUAAUUUUGAUUAUUUGUAUAACAAACAAUUUAAUGUCAUGUCUCAUUUCCCUGUAUCUGCUAAGUACUGUAUUUGAGUCUGCAUUUACCUAAGAUUUUUGCAUAACAUUAUCUUUCUUGAAAUCCUUUUGCUUUGAAACAGUUGCCAAAUUUUAUAUAUAUAUAUAUAUAUAUAUAUAUAUAUAUAUAUAUAUAUAUAUAUAUAUAUAUAUAUAUGUUAUAUAUACGAUAUAUAUGUAUAUAUAUAUGUGUGUGUGUGUAUGUGUGUCUGUGUGUAUAACUAUAUGUAUAUGUGUGUAUGCAUGAGCAUGUAUGUAUUUCUGCAGUUUUUGCUGCACCAGUGAAAGUCUGAUGUUUGGCAGGAGAGAUUGUGAUACAAAUAUAAAUAGAAGUAGAGGUCUUAGACAAAGCUCUUUUCAGUAGUUUUUGCUUGGAUUUUGUCAUGCAGUUUUUAUUCUUUCAGUUAUGUUUUAGGUAGGGCCAUAUUUCUUUUCAUGCUGCUUUGUGUCAUUGCUAAAGAAGUAUUAGGUUGUGGAGAAGUCCUUUUGUCAAAAUUACAGUGGAUGUUUGGAGUUAUGUAUUUGUUUCACAUGCAUUAACUCUUAGCAACUUGUAUUUUGUCAGUUGUUAAUUUUAGAAUGUUCUGUCGAAAUUUCUGUAGAGCUGUUCUCUUAUUAUUUUUCUCUCUCUCCUAUUCUGACAGUUUAGGUUAUAAGAGUGAGUGAUAUGUGUAGUACAUAGGAACAAAUAAGUACCUACCUAAAUUAUAAUGUGGAAAGAAACAGUAAAUAAAUUAAUAUUAAGUAUUAUUGUAAAUUGAAAACGGCUUACUGAAAGCAAAAUUAUUCUUCCAAAUAAAAGUAUAGUAUUUAAAAGAUAGAAUAUUAUGUACAAGGGGUAUGUUUUUUAGAACAUAAUUUAUCCAGUGAAAUUAAAACGUGAUUUGAAAGAGGAAUGCUUGACCUUUGUAAAUGUUGAGUCUGUGUUGUGAAUAUAUUUUGUCCAAGAAAGUAGUUUCAAGAAAUGCUACUCAAUGCAAUAUAUAGCUAGGCUAUACCUGAUUAGGGUGCACCUCUCAUUCUUCAGGAAAACUUGUGGUACUAAAACUGCCAGCGCAAGGGUAGUCAGUUGUCAAACCUACGCUGUGUAGUAAUUUACAGUUUCUUAUUCGUAGAGAUCUUUAUACAGUACAGCAUAUAUACAGUAAUAUAUAUGAAGAAUUUAUUUAUAGAUAUCAGAUGUACAGUUUUAAUGAUGUUCAAUUCCCUCUUGUUAGCUGUAGCUUCUGUCGCUGUAUAUAUACAAUGCCAUUUAUUUUAAAUGAAAUGGUAUAAUCUUUGUAUACAGGAAUGUAAGAGCUUCUUGCAUUAUUGUAAAUUUUUUAAAAUUACAGCUUCAGUGGGAGGACAUUUCAGAUGUUACAGUUCCUCUCUAAUCAUUGAACUAUGAUACAGAUUAGUAUACUGCUUUUAUAAGCAGUGUAUUGGGUAUUUUGAAAUUUCUUGUCAUUCCAGAAUGUAAUUUUUAAUUGCCUUUUUUAAUUCAAUAUUUGGAAAAUGUUUAUACGUCGUUAUAAGAAACUAACUGUUAAUUUGCAAUGUUAAUAUU
Messenger RNA from Macrobrachium nipponense, 5240 nucleotides. Its product is annotated as cell surface glycoprotein 1-like. The record is from RefSeq and is a predicted model, not a curated record. NCBI's taxonomy places the organism in Eukaryota, Metazoa, Arthropoda, Malacostraca, Decapoda, Palaemonidae. The transcript is spliced from 7 exons. The coding region runs from base 16 to 2718 and encodes 900 amino acids.